AUGCCUCUCCGCCUCUUCCCCGCCGUGGAUGCCGACGCAACGCGUGCCUUCGAGAUCGAGCAUCUCGCUUAUGCCAAUGUCGGCGAUCCUAUCAGCUCUCUAAUGUUCCCCGGUCCAAUGCCUGCUGAUGCCAACGACAGACGCGCAGAGGACGUGCUCAACGAGAAGGCCAAAGACCCAAGUACGGUCUGGAUGAAAGUUGUUGAUGACGAGCUCGACGGUUUAAUGAUUGCAUUUGCCGAAUGGCACGUCUAUUCGGUGCCAGGUGCGGUACCCGAGCCGAAAAUUCGGUCUUUCGGUCCAGGCUCGAAUCCGGAGGUCUGCGAGUGGUUCCUUGGGACAAUGGACCGGAGGAGGACGGAGCUGAUGGGCGGGAAGCCACACAUCUUUCUGAAGUUCCUGCAUACUGAUCCGGCACACCAGAAGCGAGGAGCUGGCAGCAUGUUGAUCAGGUGGGGACUGGAGAAGGCCGAAGAGAUGAAGCUGCCAGCGUAUCUGGAGGCUUCCAAAGUGGGCAAACCGCUGUAUCUCAAACACGGCUUCAAGGAGAUCGAUCGUAUCGAGUAUGAUCUCAGCAAAUUUGGCGGCGAAGGCAUUGAUGUUGUGGUCAAUAUGCUCAAGCCGUACUCCGAUGAGCCAUGA
Cyphellophora attinorum is the source of this 642-nucleotide messenger RNA. RefSeq lists its product as uncharacterized. Gene Ontology annotation, molecular function: acyltransferase activity, transferring groups other than amino-acyl groups. The record is from RefSeq and is a predicted model, not a curated record. Bases 1 to 642 code for a protein of 213 amino acids. NCBI's taxonomy places the organism in Eukaryota, Fungi, Ascomycota, Eurotiomycetes, Chaetothyriales, Cyphellophoraceae. The transcript is spliced from 4 exons.